AUGCUAUUUUUAACUCUACAAACUGUUUAAUAGAUAUAUUUAAAAACAUAUUUUAGAAAUUUUAUUAGUUAAUUUAGGAGUUAAUUUUUCAAUUUAAAACUAAAUACAAAGAAAGUAAAUAAAUACACUCAUUCACAUAUUUACAUAAAAUUAAAUAUAAUGGUAGAUUAUGCUUAAAAUUAAAAUUAAACGAAUGGAAAGGGUAGAAAAGAGCUACUUUUUAGCGGUGGUGCAGGUGCCGUAGGUUUUUAAAUGGGAUAUACUCAUGGAAUUAUGGAAAUUGUUGGAAAAGACAAGCUUAAAGAGUAUUGUUUUGGAGGUGUUUCUGCAGGAACUGCUGUGGCUGCUUUUACUCUGAUGGCAUUAUAUUCUGAUGUGGACUUAAAAUAAAGUUACUAAAAUUAGAUAAGGAAACUAUUUUAAAAGGAAAAUCGCAAAUAUCUUGGAUUAAUUUCAAAUGGAUAACUCAUCUUUUAAAUGGCUAUGGACUUUUGGGAGGAUCAUCAAAAGCUUAAUUUACCUUCUCUAAAUGAAAGGUAUCAUGUCUAUUAUACAUCAAUAGAAGGAAUUCUAAGUUUAAAGGAAAAUAUUGUACACUAAUUUACAGAUUAGCUUCAUUUUUCCCACUCAGUAGAAGCAAGUUGCACAUUGCCAAUAAUAACCAGAUUUGGAUUUUAUAAAAAAUUUAAUGGAUAAAAAGUCUUAGAUGGAGGAUUUACAAAACCUAUUCCAUACAGAUAUAAAGACUCAAAAAAAGUAUUUUUAAAUGUAAUGCCUAAAGCUCUUAGGUAUACCAGAGAAAAUAUUAAAAAUUUAUCAAUAAUUGAUCUAACAGAAAAUAGCGAUGUCUCUUUUCCUUUAGAUUAUUGGGUUUGGAGUGAAUACUGGGCUGAUGAAAUGUUUUUAAAAGGUUAUCUACAAGCUCUACAAGAUAAAGACAUAAUUACCAAAGCAUUUUAAGAGGAUGAAGAAUGUGACUAAAAAAUAGAUGAAAUAGAUUUCUAAUUAUAGUGA
This is a messenger RNA of Tetrahymena thermophila SB210, 1014 nucleotides long. Its product is annotated as patatin-like phospholipase family protein. Gene Ontology annotation, biological process: triglyceride catabolic process; lipid homeostasis. The transcript has 2 exons. Gene Ontology annotation, molecular function: triacylglycerol lipase activity. NCBI's taxonomy places the organism in Eukaryota, Ciliophora, Oligohymenophorea, Hymenostomatida, Tetrahymenidae. Gene Ontology annotation, cellular component: lipid droplet; cytoplasm; membrane. The record is from RefSeq and is a predicted model, not a curated record.